Molecule: messenger RNA, 1021 nt
Organism: Micropterus salmoides (largemouth bass)
Lineage: Eukaryota; Metazoa; Chordata; Actinopteri; Centrarchiformes; Centrarchidae
Product: olfactory receptor class A-like protein 4
Exons: 4
Coding region: 1-1002 (333 amino acids)
Biological process (GO): G protein-coupled receptor signaling pathway
Cellular component (GO): membrane
Molecular function (GO): G protein-coupled receptor activity
Source: RefSeq, a predicted model, not a curated record
AUGGCUGCAAUGAACAUGGAGGCAAAUGGAAACAUCAAGCUUGUAGGGAAGGGACAGGGCGCCUCUGUGUCCCCUGUACAAGGUGCCUUUUACACCAUACUGGUGAUUCUGGGCAUACUGGGUAAUGCCACUGUGGUCGGGGUAAUUGGUAACAGCGCAAUAAUGGACCGUGGUGGGGGACGUAACUCGGACAUCAUCAUCAUUAACUUGGCACUGUCUAACCUGCUGUUGACUCUGUGGAGGAACACACUGCUUAUCUUCUCAGACUUGGGAGUCCUGCUAUAUUCAUCCAAAGAGAUUUGUCAGUUCCUUAUGGGUAUCUGGGUGUGGCUGCGAACCGUCAACGUGUGGUCUACAUUCCUCCUCAGUGCACUCCACCGCCAGACAUUGGGGCGUGUGGCUCCCAUUAAUGGGAACCUUCACAGGCCCCAGGGUGCUCCUAAGACCCCACUGUUGAUUCUGGGCCUCAUCUGGUUUCUCGGCUUUAUUUACUCCAUUCCUGCUCAUAUCUUUUCCACAAACGGGAACAAGAACAGCACAGAGACCCUGAUGCUGGUGAGCGGCACAACGCGCCCCCUGCUGGGCUGUUUGUGGAACUUCCCCUCCAGCUACAGCGGCCUGGCCUAUGCCACCACAUCUAUGGUGAUCCAUGAAAUAAUUCCUAUAAUACUAAUGUCUGUUACCAGCCUGGGCUCCCUUUACACACUCUACAUGCACGGUAGGAGGCAGAGUCCGGUGCAAGAUGCACCUGUCAUAAAACGGGUGUCUGCUGAGAAACGAGCCGCCAAGGUGAUUCUCGCUCUCGUAAUUCUCUUCGUUGCAUGCUGGGGAACCAGCAUUAUCUCUGUCAACUAUUACAACUACAACCGCGGGUCAUCGGUGGAGUUUCUUCUGAUCGUUGCUCGUCUUGCCAACAUCAUCUUCAUCACCAUGUCACCUGUUGUUCUGGCAGCUGGCCACCGGCGGCUGCGCUCUUUCAUCAAGUCUAUGCUCGCUCACUGACACAGCUUCCGACCAACAG